Octopus bimaculoides (California two-spot octopus) is the source of this 3982-nucleotide messenger RNA. RefSeq names its product tetratricopeptide repeat protein 21B. Gene Ontology annotation, biological process: intraciliary retrograde transport; protein localization to cilium. Lineage: Eukaryota; Metazoa; Mollusca; Cephalopoda; Octopoda; Octopodidae. The record is from RefSeq and is a predicted model, not a curated record. Gene Ontology annotation, cellular component: intraciliary transport particle A. Gene Ontology annotation, molecular function: protein binding.
AAUGAGUGCUUGUUGAAUGGAGGCAACAAGUGCUUAUGUAGAAACCAAAAGUGUAUUUUAAUAGAUGAAUUUUGUUCUUAAAUGUAUUUCUGUUAUCAACAUCCAAAUUAAUUGUUUCUUUUUCUAAAGCUUCCUUCAACUUGAAAGGAUGGCAGAAGCAGAUUCUGUUUUAAUGGCUAAAAUCUUUUACUAUGGCCACCACAAGUAUUUUGGUUGCUUUGAAACAACUGUCACCAAUGGUCUUACCAAAUAUAACAAUGAUCCUAUUCUGAAGUUCUACAAAGCUCUGGCCCCGCUUCUACAAGGUCGGGUUCCAGAAAGUAUGCAUGCCUUUCAACAACUGAAAGACAAGGUAGACGUUAAUUUGGGUUCAAUCCUGGCUCUAAUUUAUGGUUACAAGAAGUUAAAGAAUAAUAAUCGUGAAGAACUACAAGAACUUGACCGAAAACUAAAAGAGGAAAGAAAGCAGGCUGGUGAAAGGAGUCUUUUUUAUGCUGGAACUUUGCUGUUCUUGAUUGAAAAAUAUGAUAAAUCAAAAGAAUAUCUUGACAGAGCACUAAAGCUGAAUGAACAAAAUAAGCAGUCUUUAGCACUAAAAGGUUGGUUAGAACUGGAAUCUGGCAAAGACCCACAUGGUAAAAGGGCUUUCAAAUAUUUUGAUGAAAUUACUCGAAUGUCUGAUGGUGCUAAUGAGGUCAAUGCCUUUUUAGGUUUGAUUCGAUGUUUUAUGGCCCGCUGCAGCUUCAAUAAGGCAUUAGAAAUUGCUAAUCAGCUCAUUGUUGGUCGUUCUGACUUUCUUCCAGCCCUAGAGGAAAAAAUGAAGAUACAACUAGCGUUGAAAGACUGGGAUCAAGCAGUAGAAACUGCAUAUCUGGCUCUAGAUAUAGAUCAGUUCAAUAUUGAAGCAUUAACCAUAAUUACUCUCUAUCAUCUGUGUUGUUUAGGAGACUAUAACGAAGCUUCAGGAUAUCUUGAGAGGUUGCUGAAUAGCUUGAAUAAAGUUGAACAGUCAAGCUACUCCAUAUACCAUAAGAGGGCAUCACUUUUCUCCCGAAUUUGUGGCCGCAAUGAAUUGAUUCUACAACACACACAUACAUUAGCCCAGUGCUCUGUUGAAGAAGGUAACUGCAAUGCUGAAUACAUGAGGGAAGUAGCUUACCAGUUUCUUCUAAGUGGAAAAAUCAAAGAAGCUAUGGAAAAUUACAAAGAGACAAUUAAGCUGGAUGAAACCCACCUACCUGCAGUCACUGGUAUAAUUGAAUGCCAAUUGCUUAUGGAUAAGAUAGAAGAUGCAUCUCAUCAGCUGGAGUUUCUUAAUGAGAUUCAAAUGAGUAUCGGUCACACUGCUGAGUUGUACUAUUUGAGUGCUGUUCUUGGGAAAAAGAAACAGAACAAAGAAGACAAUACCAUUGUGUUGUUAAAUGAAGCUGUUAAUAAACACUUCUCAACUUUCAAGACUCUUUAUCUUAGCUAUGAAUAUUUCAUUAAAUUGAACCCUGAUUUUCUUAUUCAAAUAACAAAUGACUAUUUGGAUUAUGGACCUCAACAGCCAAGCCAGUAUGGUCAACCUCUCGAUCCUAUUCUCAAGAAAUGUUUGCAAAUUUUGGACCCAGUUACCAAAAUGUUACCUGGUUUGUUUAAAGGGGUCUAUCUAUUGGCAAAAGUGAAAUAUCUAUGUGGAGACUUUGAAGCUGCUCAAGCUACACUCCAGCACUGCUUAGAUCAAGACCAGUCUCUCUCUAGUGCUCAUAUUUUAAUGGCACAGAUUCAUUUACAUUUAAACAACUUUAAACUUGCUUCACAAUCUCUUGAAUUUGGACUCAGUCAUAACUUUCAGGUUCGAGACCAUCCUAUAUAUCAUUUAAUUAGAGCAAGAAUACAGAAAAAGCAAGGAGAGUUAUCUGAUGCUUUAGAGACUUUAAAAUUUGCUAUGAAUCUUCCAGGAAUGAAGACAUCUGACAAAGUGACCAAUAAAGAGAAGAACCAAAUUUCUGUAAAUGAUAAAGUAUCUGUCUUUCUGGAACUUGCUGACACACACAAGCUUCUUGGUGAACAGCAUGAAGCAACUAAAGUAAUGCAAGAUGCAAUAAAUGAAUUUCAAGGCACACCUGAAGAAGUAAGAAUCACAAUCGCUAAUGUUGACCUGGCUUUAGCUCGUGGUGAUAUUGAAAUGGCAGUUGGUACCCUCAGAAAUGUUGGUUCUGAGCAGCAGUACUUCAUACAAGCCAGGGAGAAAAUGGCAGAUAUCUAUCUGAACUACAGAAAAAACAAGACACUUUAUGCCAACUGUUAUCGAGAAUUGGCCGAAAGAAAGCCUAGUGUUCACACUUCUUUAUUACUUGGUGAUGCUUAUAUGAGUAUUCAAGAGCCUGACAAAGCAAUAGAUAUUUAUGAAGAGGCACUGAAAAUGAAUCCAAAGGACACAACUCUUGCACAUAAGAUUGGCAAAGCUUUGGUGAAAACUCAUCAGUAUGGAAAGGCUGUGACUUAUUAUGAAGCGGCAAUCCGAUCUGGAAAUCAGAGUCAGUUUUGCAUUGAUCUUGCUGAACUGCUGUUUCGUUUGAAACAAUAUGACAAAUCAGAGAAGAUACUUAAGCAUGUGUUAGAAGAAGAUAUAUUAUAUUCUGAUUUGGAUACCAUGAUUAUACAUGCUAAUUGUAUGGCUCUCUUGGCCAGACUAUACCAACAAAUACACUGCAAUGAAGCGGCAAUGUUAUAUUUCUCUAAAGCUAAAGAUCUGCAAAUAAAAAUUUAUCAAAGGAUUCAAACUGAACAACCUGAUGCUGUAGCUUCUCAAAAACAAACUAUUACAAAAAUUUGUUGUGAAUUAGCUAAACAUUCAUUUGUGAUGCAGGAGAGUGACAGAGCAAUGUCAUUCUAUAACGAAGCACUUACUUUUAAUGAUGGAGAUGUGGAGGUUAUGCUGGAGUUAGCUAAAGUUUAUCUUGUGUCUGGAGACUUGGACAGCUGUCAAUCACAGUGCUUAUCAUUGUUAAAAAAAGACAAGGACAAUGUUGCAGCAAUUAUGAUGCUUUCAAAUGUAUAUUUUUAUAAAAAUUCAUUUGAAGAGGCCAUCAAACAUUAUAAGCAGCUGCUGGAGAAGAAACCAGAUAAUUAUGAAGUUCUUGCUAAACUUAUUGAUGCUAUGAAAUGCAAUGGGCAACUUGAUGAAGUGCCAAAGUUCCUGGAGUCUAUGAAAGAGGCUUUCACAUGUGCAAAAAUGGAAGCUGGUUACUAUUUUUGUCAUGGUCUCUAUAAUCGAUUAAUCAGUUCUUCUACAAUUGCUUUAAAAAGCUUCAACAUGGCUCGCAAAGAUACAACAUGGAGUAAUUCUGCCCUUUACAACAUGGUAGAGAUAUGUCUUAAUCCUGACAGUGACACAAUUGGAGGAGAAGUCUUUGAGUCGGUGGAUAACAGUGAUGGUUAUGAUCAGCAGAGAACAAACAAUGAACGGGUGGCUCUCAGGACUGCUGAAAAGCUGCUGAAGGAGGUGAAGCCACAAGAAGAUAACACACAAUUACAGAUAAUGAAGAACAUGGUGCUAGUGAGUACCAAAAAUAAAGCAAAUGUCGAGAAAGCUUUGAUGAAUUUCAUGGAAAUUGUCUCUACCUAUAAUGAUAAUGUUGGUGCUCUCUAUGGAAUGGCCACCGCUUACAUGGUUCAGAAGCAAGUCCCCAAAGCUAGGAAUCAACUAAAACGUAUUGCGAAAUUAAACUGGGCUUGUGAGAAUGCUGAAAUUAUGGAAAAAAGCUGGCUUCUUCUAGCAGAUAUUCAUAUUCAGUCUGGCAAAUAUGAUAUGGCUCAAGAGUUACUGAAGAAAUGUUUGACCCAUAAUAAAAGUUGCUGUAAAGCCUAUGAAUAUUCUGGUUUCAUUAUGGAGAAAGAACAGUCCCAUAAGGAUGCUGCUGAAUACUAUGAAAAAGCCUGGAUCCAUGGCAGAAAAAACAACCCAGUCAUUGGUAUGUAGUAUGUUGCUCUUGAU